Cyphellophora europaea CBS 101466 is the source of this 1551-nucleotide messenger RNA. RefSeq lists its product as uncharacterized. Lineage: Eukaryota; Fungi; Ascomycota; Eurotiomycetes; Chaetothyriales; Cyphellophoraceae. The record is from RefSeq and is a predicted model, not a curated record. Gene Ontology annotation, molecular function: DNA replication origin binding. Gene Ontology annotation, cellular component: nuclear origin of replication recognition complex; nucleus. The transcript is spliced from 3 exons. Bases 1 to 1551 code for a protein of 516 amino acids. Gene Ontology annotation, biological process: DNA replication; DNA replication initiation.
AUGGUCGCAACGCUGCCGCUGGAAGUGCUUCAGAUUGUGGCGCAGACAUGUCCUUGUCGAGAACCCCAGAUCAACGAUAUUGCAACGCUGUUCAAUGGAGUUUUUCCUCCUCCGCCUACAGUCGUCGCAUACGGCCUGCAAGGCUCCAGCAAGCUCGAAGUCAUCACUGCUGUUUUAAACGCCCAUAAACUCAAGCAUGCUGUCAUCAAGUGUCGAGAGUGCCUUUCGCAGCGGCACCUUCUAGGAAAGAUCUUUGCUGCAUGCGCGCAAGCGCUUGGACAAGAGGAGGCUGUUGAGCGAUACGACAGAGUCGACAGCCUCAAUGCUCUGUCUGUGAACCUUCAGAAACUUUUUCGUGGGUCCAAUCUAAGGACUGUCAUUGUCUUGGACUCCAUCGAUGAGCUCAAAGGGCCAGGCUCGACGCUGCUGCCGGCGCUGGCGAGGCUUGGGGACAUGAUAUCAGGACUGUCAUUGGUCCUUACCACUACAUCUGUUCGACCCCUAGCCCUCCACCGUCCGGGAGUUCCUCAUAUAUACUUCCCUGCCUACACAAGAUCUCAAGCGAUUCACAUACUCUGCCUGGAGCCGCCUGCUCUUCCUGACUCCGUUGCCCAGGGCUCUCGGAUCGAAGAUCUGGCCAGCAUUUACAAACAAUUCGCAAUCACCGUCUACGAUGCGCUAAUUGCGCCCACCACCACUUCUUUGGCCACUUUGCGCAAAGUCACUCACAGGCUGUGGCCCAGAUUCAUCUGGCCGGCUGUCAGCGGUGAGGCACCGCCAGGGAAGACGAAGAGUUGGGACUUUCCGCGUUUGCUCGUCCGGGGGCGGGCACUCUUCCACAGCGAGGGUGAAAGCGCACUGCUCGACACUCUACAAUCCACCGACCAAGCCUGGACUUUCGAUGAGCUCCUCCGUCAACACAAGCAAGGCCCUCCGCAGCCGGAACCAAAUUCCAACAGCACACUCUCCCGACGCUCGAACGCGGCUCCUACCCUGAUCUCGGACUCGACCCUCACUCACUCGGCAAAACCCCUCCUUACCCCCCUGGCCACUCUUCUACUCCUCGCCUCGCACCUCGCCUCCCACACCCCGCCCAAGCACGACAUCCUGCUCUUCUCACGCCUAAGCGCCACAUCAUCCAAGCACCGCAAGAUCCGCUACAUCAAGCGCGGCAAUCCCGGGUCCGGUACCACGCCCAAGAAAGCCAACGCAGACAACCGCCGCAAGGACAAGACUAAGUCCCUGGCGCCCAAGGCGUUCAGCAUGGAGCGGCUGCUGGCGGUGGCACGCGCGGUACAUCCCGAGGGGGUCGGUGGGGGAAUGCUCGCGGGCAAGGGAAAGGCAGCGAUGGGAGGAGGCGCAGAAGGGUGGAGCGAUCGAGUGGCGCAGGCGAUGGGUGAGCUGGAGCGUAUGCGUCUGGUGAGGAGGGAGGAUGACGGGCAUGAAGAUGGCGGGGGUGGGAAGUGGAGGGUCAAUGUUGGGAGGGAGGUCGUGGUGGAGAUGUCGGCGCAGCGUGGGUUGGGUGUGCAGGAGUGGGAGCUGGACUUAUAG